Molecule: messenger RNA, 1022 nt
Organism: Nematolebias whitei (Rio pearlfish)
Lineage: Eukaryota; Metazoa; Chordata; Actinopteri; Cyprinodontiformes; Rivulidae
Product: ATP-dependent 6-phosphofructokinase, platelet type
Exons: 8
Coding region: 155-1021 (288 amino acids)
Biological process (GO): fructose 6-phosphate metabolic process; fructose 1,6-bisphosphate metabolic process; canonical glycolysis
Cellular component (GO): 6-phosphofructokinase complex; membrane
Molecular function (GO): monosaccharide binding; 6-phosphofructokinase activity; fructose-6-phosphate binding
Source: RefSeq, a predicted model, not a curated record
CGCCGGUUACAUGCGGAACCAGAAGAAAGAGAGCCGAGGGGGCUGAGGAGAGUUGUCCUUCAUCAUUCCAGUACAGAUUGUUCAGGCUGUUUCAAACUCCCCCUUUAGUAUUUUUUGUUUAUUUUAAUUUAAAUACUGUUCAACCGCCGAGAAAAUGGCAAAGCCGGACAGCAAGAAAAUAUUCUUUGAAAACCUGUCGGGAGCAGGGAAAGCCAUCGCGGUGCUGACGAGCGGAGGGGAUGCUCAAGGAAUGAAUGCUGCAGUGCGCGCGGUGGUUCGAAUGGGUCUAUAUGUGGGCGCCAAAGUUUAUUUUAUUCAUGAGGGAUAUCAAGGUAUGGUGGACGGUGGCCCGGACAACAUAAAGGAAGCCACGUGGGAAAGUGUCUCCAGUAUGCUACAAGUGGGCGGGACUGUUAUCGGCAGCGCUCGCUGCAAAGACUUCCGGACCCACGAGGGGCGCUUGAAGGCGGCCCACAACCUGGUGCAGCGCGGCAUCACCAACCUGUGUGUGAUCGGUGGAGACGGCAGCCUGACUGGUGCCAACCUCUUCAGGGAGGAGUGGAGCGGGCUGCUGACGGAGCUGGUGGAGCAAGGACUGAUCGAAGCUGAUGCUGUCCAGAGGUACUCAGCCCUGCACAUAGUGGGGAUGGUCGGCUCCAUCGACAACGACUUCUGUGGAACAGACAUGACGAUCGGCACUGAUUCUGCUCUGCACAGGAUCAUCGAGGUGGUGGAUGCAAUUAUGACAACCGCUCAGAGCCAUCAGAGGACGUUUGUGUUGGAGGUCAUGGGCAGACACUGUGGCUACCUGGCCUUAGUGAGCGCUCUGGCUUGUGGUGCAGACUGGGUGUUGAUUCCUGAGAUGCCUCCAGAGGAUGGUUGGGAGGAGAAGAUGUGUCAGAAACUAUCAGCGACACGUUCCAGGGGCACAAGGCUCAACAUAAUCAUAGUUGCAGAGGGAGCCAUUGACAGGCACGGGAAGCCUAUCACUUCUAGUUUGGUCAAAGAUGUGAGUACCUGAG